AUGGUGGGAUCUACGCGAUACGUCUCCAACCUGAGUCGCGCUUCCGCAACCUACGUCACCGUCGCCAACAACGAGCGGUUGCGCGCCAACUCCCAAGGCCUUGUCGUCCUGCAAGCACGAGAUAGCAAUACGCACAUCUCGUUCAACGACGUGCUCUACGUCCCGAACCUCCGCUUCAAUCUGCUCUCGGCUGGACAGCUCCGCGAUUGUGGCGUCAUCAUUCACACGGAUCUUGCCACGCGCGACCUCAUCCUCACCUACGCUCCCCCAGACACACCUCCCGAGUCAUUCAAAUACCUCGGUCGAGCCCGCUCAAUCAACGGGAUCUACAUCUUGGACUUUGACAUACCUCCCUGUCAAGCGUCAUUGGACGAGCUCGUGGACCUUGUUCCCCUCGAGUUCGCCUUCAUGAACAAGGAGUCGUGGGAGCAUCCGGACGGACGACCGUGGGUUCGCCGCAGCCCUCACCCCCGCGAGAUCAACUUCCACGAACCGGACGUUAACGGUCUCUGCACGACCUGCCACACGCCCACCGCGAGUCGCACGGAGCAAGUCGAAAGAGAGCAAGCGGCAAUUCAAGAAGCAGAAAGCGCCGAGGCGGAACCUACCGGCAUGACCAGAGAAGAACUUGCCGUUGCUUCUUACCGCGUCUUCGGUGAAGCAGUAAAAGAAUACGAGCUGGAGCGAACGGAAAGGGCAACGCCCUAUUCAGAUAAUCUCCAGUUCGUGCUGGAGGCUAACGCCACGACCAAGGACGAGGAAGGACGAGAGCGCCCAUACACCCGCGAAGUUUACCGCCGCCACAUCGACCCUGCCUGGAAAGAUCCUGACGAACCAGAGGAGCUGAGCGUCAAGGAAGAACAGGAAAAGGCACGGGCAGAAAAAAAACAGAAGCUGUAUGAGGAGCGCGUCGCGGCAGGAUGGGACGAAGAGUCCGCACGCCGUGGCGCAUGGGGAGAUGAAGAUUACGAACCAGAAGAAGGUGCAACCUGGGCAUCCGCAACAGGAACAUGGGGAGCUAGCACCAGCGGCGCGGUCACCACGAGAGGAUGGGGUUCGGCUGAAACCGACGAAGGGGAGCUCACGCAAGAAGAAUUGGACGCAGCCGAACGGGAGAUGCAAGCAGAACGCGGAGAGACACCACCUCGCGCUGUCAUUCCUCUCGGACGACCCCCGCGCACUCGCGAACCUCAGCGCUCACCUCAUCGUUGGAGCGAUCCCUGGUCGGAGAUUGAGGAGGGGAACGUACCACCAACACCUCCGCGGGACUCACUCGGUCCAAUCUCCCGCCCAGAUCCGUUUGCGCGCUUCAUCGAAGGCACCACAACCCCGCUCACAAUCAUCCCCGACCACGAAUUUCUCGCGCUUUACCUCACAACGGCACCUGCGGAAGGGGAGGCAACGGCAAAAGCAGAAGCAGAGGAGGAGAGCAACGAAGCAGAACCAGGAGAAGAGGAAGAACCUCCUCUCCAGAUCCCGGAACUCACGGCAGAGGAGGCAGCAGAGUACCACACCCGCUACAAACGCACCUCCGGCAUCCGCGCCGAGGACGAUCUCUGGCAACAGCGGAUGGGCCACCCCUCGCGCCAGACACUCGCCAACUGCCUCCGCGCAAAGGUUUUUCCGCCAGGAGCACUGCUGCGCCCCGACGGAACGGAACUAGAGAGCACCACGCCACAUCCGACCACCUGCACAGUCUGCCCUACAGCUGCACUUUCCCACACUGCCUACCCCUCUCUAGAGCCGAGCACCAACCGCUACAAGAAGCUGGAGAAGGUAUACAGUGACUUCAUCGUGCUCACCUGCGACGGACUCAACGGCGAAAAAUACACACUGACCUUCAUCGACGCCUACUCACGCCACGUGUGGAUCGCCAACGUUGACGCCCGCUCCAAGGCUCCGGAGGUGUUCCGCAUCUUCCUCGCGCACGCGCAGCGACAGUCAGGAAGGAAACUGAAGAUCUGGCAGAGUGAUGGGGCAAAGGAAUUUCGGAGCAAUGAACUGGAGAGCGUGCUCACCGAGAAGGGGAUUAAGCAUGAGAUCUCCCUCCCCUAUGCUCACCAGCAGCAAGGUGUCGCCGAGAGGGUCAAUCGCACGCUCAUGACCAAGGUCCGCGCCAUCAUGAAUCAGUCCGGCCUGCCAAAGAAAUUUUGGCCCUACGCCAUGAACCAUGCGGUGCGUCUGCACAACCUCCUCUCCACCACCGCCAACAGGGAUAACAUGUCCCCUCACAUGAAGUGGACCGGCUCAAGGGGAGACCCCUCCAUGCUGAGAGUUUGGGGGUGCAUGGUGCAAUAUCGGCCGACCUUGGCAACAAUCGGCAAGUUCGUUCAUCGUGCGCGCUGGGGAGUUCACUUGGGGCUCAGUCACGAGCACAAAGGCUGGCUCAUUCUUGACAUGGAUAGCAAAGAGAUUGUUCCCGCGCGUGACAUCCUCUUCUACGAACGACUCACCCUGAAGCAGUGGAUCGAGGACGAGCGCCGAAACCAGGCACGCGGCUACGUCAACAGCGGCCGCAGCUUCGCAACUCCAGAAGACGAAGCAGCAGCAGCCGUACUGGACCGCGACGACACCGACGAACAUCCCAGCAUCCCGCCUCGCCCGCGCGACGACGACGACGAUGACAGCGACGAUGACCCCACGCCAGGACCAUCACGGCGCCAAGCAGAACCAAGCACCGCAGCACCCGGCUAUGAGAGCGGAGACGACGACGUGGUGGAAGUCCCCACCAACGCAGACACCACCAAUGUGUCAGGCCUUCAACUUCUCGGCCUGCACACAUCCGUCUCUACCCUUGCACGGGCUGUGGAGCCCAAGAAUCCUCGCCAGGCCCUAACCGGUCCUCACGCCAAGGAAUGGCGUGCUGCGAUGGAUGCGGAACUAAAGGCGCUGGAAUCGCGUGACACCUGGGUCCUAGUCGAUCGUGCAGCAGUGAAGGGGAGGAGGGUGCUCAGUGGAAAAUGGGUUUUUCGUCUGAAAACUAACGCUGACGGCACUAUCGAGCGCUUCAAGGCACGCUGGGUCGUACGCGGGGUCUGUCAACUGAAGAAGUCCCUCUACGGGAUCAAGCAGGCGCCUCGCCUCUGGCAGCAGCACCUGCACAAAAUUCUCCUCGAAAUCGGCUUCAAGCAGCUCCCACACGACCCGGGAAUGUAUCGCCUUCACUUCAGCGGCGACUACAUCCUCCUGACAGUCUACGUCGACGACCUGCUGUACACGGGCACCUGCAACAAACUUCUGGAUCAGUUCCAGGAAAAUCUGGCGCAGCGCGUAGACAUCACCACCAACCCUGAUGUGAAGCAGUUCUUGGGGUUAAACAUCACUUACGCGCCAGAAGCAAUUCAUCUGUCAGCCUCCAAGUACGCAGAGCAGCUGAAGGAACGCUUCAACAUCUCUCCCGCACCACUCUCAACUCCUUACCGCAGCCCCAGCACCAACCACAAACCGGACAACAAACCACUGUCACCCGCAGGACUCCAACUGUACCAGCAGCAACUGGGUUGCCUGCUGUUCGCCUCUGUCACCUGCCGACCCGACCUCUCGUACAUCGCUAGCCAACUGGCGCAGUAUUCUCGCAAGCCAGUAGCUGAGAACCAGCUGGACCUGGAACGCGCCCUGCAGUACUUCAUCUCCACACCUGACAUUGGGCUCUCCUAUUCCACGCUGACGACGACCUCCAUCAACCUCAACGGUUACGUGGACGCAGAUCAUGCAGCUGAUCCUGCAAAUCGACGGUCCCGAACCGGCUUCGUCUUUCGCCUGGAACCAACUGGGCCAAUCUCCUGGAACUCACAGAAGCCGGAGCUGGUUGCCCUGUCAUCGGCCGAAGCAGAAUACAUCGCCGCGACAGCAGCAGUUCGCGAAGGCCUGUACCUGCAAGAGCUGCUACAGGAGGCGAAAAUCCCAACCUCGCCUACCUUUCGCCUUCACUGCGACAACCAGAGUGCCAUCAGGAUCGCGAACAAGCCCGGUUUCGUGAACCGUAUGAAGCACAUCGCGCUUCGGUACUUUUUCGUCAAGGACGAAAUCGACCAAGGCAAAGUUGACCUCGCCUACUGCCCGACUACCGAGAUGGCAGCAGACUUCCUCACCAAACGUCUGCCACGUCAGCAGUACAAACAGUGCUCUGACCUCACCAGAGUAGUCAAGCGAGUCAGCUCCAUCCGCGCCCAGGAAUGA
Messenger RNA from Closterium sp. Naga37s-1, 4179 nucleotides. The record is from the annotation of a GenBank genome assembly. Lineage: Eukaryota; Viridiplantae; Streptophyta; Zygnematophyceae; Desmidiales; Closteriaceae.